CGGAAAUCAGUAGCACGCUGUGGGCUAGCUUCUUUCCGACUGGUAUCAGUAUGAUUAUUUUACCAUUAUUGUGCAAGUUAUGCAACUGAGUGUGGAUUCAGCAUGAGAUAUGGAUGGGACAGCUGGGACCAGAGUGGUGCUGCUGGCUUGUGGCUCCUUCAACCCAAUCACCAACAUGCACCUGAGGAUGUUUGAACUAGCCCGAGACCAUUUGGAAGACUCUGGUUACCAAGUGGUGAAAGGCAUUAUCUCUCCAGUUGGUGAUGGCUACAAAAAGAAAGGUUUAAUUGAGGCCAGACAUCGUCUGGAGAUGGCCCGACUGGCUUCAGAAAACUCCUGGAUUACAGCGGACUCCUGGGAGUGUUUACAGGCAGAAUGGUUAGAGACAACUAAAGUUGUUAGGCAUCACUACAAUGAAUUACUUGCUCAAGAGCAGAACAAUGACGAUGUGGACACUGUCAAAUAUGGAAAAAAGAGACGCAUCGAGGACAACCAUUAUGUGGCUUCAUCAGCUCCUCAAAACAGAGAUGGCACUCGUCUGAUGCUUUGUGGUGCUGACGUCCUCGAAUCUUUUGGUGUUCCCAAUUUGUGGAAGCAGGAGGACAUUGAGGAAAUUGUUGGCCGCUUUGGUUUAGUUUGCAUUACGCGUAGUGGUAAUGAACCUCUUAAAUUCAUCCAUCAGUCGGACACACUGUGGAAGCACCGUAAAAACAUUCAUAUUGUUCAGGAGUGGGUUACAAAUGAGAUCUCGGCCACUCAUGUCCGCCGAGCCAUUCGCCGCGGUUGCAGUGUCAGAUACCUGCUGCCCGACAGCGUGCUCAACUACAUACGUGAACACAAGCUCUACACUGAAGAGAGCGAGCAGAAAAACAUCGGGGUGGUCCUUGCACCUCUCCAGAGAUACACUGGUGCCUCUUCAAGCUAAACACUACCUUAAAAGAACGGCAACAAACAGUUUAGGUGCUAUACAACAUUUGUCUAGUCUUCCAAUUAUAAUGCAUUCAUACAAGACUUGUAAGAGGCGAACACAAACAACGCUGUUAUAUUUAUUGUGAUUUAUGCCAUAAAAGUAGGUAAAUUAUUGAAUAUUUGCCUCAGUUUUAUUUUGUUUCAAUUUUCUUCCUAGUAGACACAUCAAUCUUACAGAAGCCCUUUUGUAAUAUGUAUGUAUAUGACUAGAGCUUAUUUGUUUCAUUUAUAAGAUGCUAAAUAAAUGUAACUGAAAUGAUAGAGAUUAUGUAUUAUACAAUGGGAUAACAAUUUACAGUACUGCAAAGACAGCCUUUCCGGAUCUAGCCAAAAAAAAAUUUCAUCAGUAACUUCAAUAAACUUCCCUUUUGUUUUACACUAA
Boleophthalmus pectinirostris (great blue-spotted mudskipper) is the source of this 1351-nucleotide messenger RNA. It is a transcript of the gene nmnat1, whose product is annotated as nicotinamide nucleotide adenylyltransferase 1. Lineage: Eukaryota; Metazoa; Chordata; Actinopteri; Gobiiformes; Gobiidae. Gene Ontology annotation, molecular function: nicotinate-nucleotide adenylyltransferase activity; nicotinamide-nucleotide adenylyltransferase activity. The record is from RefSeq and is a predicted model, not a curated record. Gene Ontology annotation, biological process: NAD+ biosynthetic process.